AUGUCCAUUCAUACCGACGAGGAUAAGAACCGCCCCGAUGAUGAGAAGGUCAUGGACGAUGUUCACGACGCCUCAGCAGUCGAAGCGGAAGCAGAGUAUGGCGAUGAGGAGUACAGGAAACUGUUGAAGAAGCUCGACUGGUACUUGAUGCCUAGUAAUGGCGUGCAGUAUUGUGACAAGCAAAGUAUAUCUACCAGCACUCUCUUCGGCCUCGUGGAGGACAAUGGUCUUCAUGGUCAACAGACUGCAUGGUUAUCCACCAUCUUCUAUCUGGCUUAUUUGGCAUUCGAAUUUCCAAUGAACUACAUCAUGCAGAAGGUUAACCUCGGCAGAUUCUUGGCUGCUAUCGUUUUUGUGUGGGGUGCCAUGGUCAUGCUGUUGGCUGCUUGUCACAACUUUGCUGGUCUGAUGGUCCUCCGUACCUUCAUCGGAGCCCUCGAGUCCUGCAUCUCUCCCGGGUUUCUCCUGAUUGUCGCUUCCUGGUACAAGCGCCAGGAGCAUGGAACUCGCUCAAUGAUAUGGAUGGCACAGAAUGGUUUCUUCUCCAUCUUCAUCGGCCUCAUCACAUACGGCAUCGGCUCUGCUACAGACAAACACAACACCAUCGCCCCAUGGAGAGCCAUCAACCUGUUCCUUGGCGGCAUGACUGUGGCAUGGUCCAUCGUCCUCUUCCUCUUCCUCGGUACACCUAGCGAAGUACGAUGGCUCAAUGUCGAAGAGAAGAAGAUGGCUGCUGCCCGUAUCGUGUCCAAUCAGAGUCGUGGUAGCGACAAGUCUGAGUGGGAGUGGGAUCAGGUCAAAGAAGCGUUCCUCGACCCCCAAGUUUGGUUCUACUUUUUCAUUUCAUUUUUGGCCAACAUCCCCAAUGGUGGUUACGGUGUAUUCGGGUCUCUUGUCACCAAGUCUUUCGGCUUUACCUCCCUUCAAGUCAUCCUUCUCAAUAUGCCUGGCGGCGCGAUCGGCGGCAGUUUCAACAUCAUCUCUGGCUACCUCUCCUCCAAGUGGCGCAACACACGAACAUACUUCAUGGCUUUCUCCAUGAUCGCCGGAUGCGCCGGUCUCCUGGUCGCUGCUCUCCUCCCUAGCGAGCAAGAGUAUCGCUGGAAGCGAUGGGGCGGUCUCCUCACCAUGUCGAUCUACUCAACGGCCACCUUCAUGGGCUGGUCUAUGCUUCCCAGUAAUGUUGCUGGAAAUACCAAGCGAUCUACCGCCAGUGCUAUGAGUUUUGUAGCUUACGCUGUUGCCAACGCCUGUGGCUCUCAGCUUUACAAGGACAAAGACGCGCCUCUUUACCGCCCGGGUCUUAUUGGAAGCGCUAUCUGCUUCGGCUUGACCUUCGUCGCUAUCUUCAUGCUGAGGUUCUACUAUAUGUGGGUCAACGCAAAGAGGGACAAGUUGGCCAAAGAGUCUGGCUUGUCUGAAGAGGAAAUGGAGAGGCAGGGAAAGAUUAAUGGAGAAAAUGGGAUGACGGAUCUUCAGAACCCUCAUUUCAGGUAUACAUAUUAA
This is a messenger RNA of Cryptococcus amylolentus CBS 6039, 1506 nucleotides long. RefSeq lists its product as hypothetical. Lineage: Eukaryota; Fungi; Basidiomycota; Tremellomycetes; Tremellales; Cryptococcaceae. The record is from RefSeq and is a predicted model, not a curated record. Gene Ontology annotation, molecular function: transmembrane transporter activity. The transcript is spliced from 6 exons. Gene Ontology annotation, cellular component: membrane. The coding region runs from base 1 to 1506 and encodes 501 amino acids. Gene Ontology annotation, biological process: transmembrane transport.